This is a messenger RNA of Aspergillus wentii DTO 134E9, 489 nucleotides long. RefSeq lists its product as uncharacterized. The record is from RefSeq and is a predicted model, not a curated record. The transcript has 2 exons. Bases 1 to 489 code for a protein of 162 amino acids. Lineage: Eukaryota; Fungi; Ascomycota; Eurotiomycetes; Eurotiales; Aspergillaceae.
AUGAAGUCUUUUACCGUCCUGGCCGUUUCUCUCUUGGCUUCUACUGCCCUCGCCGCACCAACUUACCAGAGCUCCGACGUCACCAAGCGCACCCCCGAAGAAGCCAGCGCUGACCUAGCCUUCUGGCAAUCUGGGAAGUGGAAGCGUGAGCCCGAAGAAGCCAGUACCGAUAGCGCCGACCUUGCUUUCUGGCAGUCGGGCAAGUGGAAGCGUGAACCUGAAGAGGCUUCUACCGACUCUGCCGACCUCGCCUUUUGGCAGUCUGGAAAAUGGAAACGUGAGCCCGAAGAGGCCAGCACUGACAGUGCUGAUCUUGCAUUCUGGCAAUCUGGAAAGUGGAAGCGUGAGGAAGAUAGCACCGCUCAGACUGACAGUGCGGACCUUGCGUUUUGGCAGUCGGGCAAGUGGAAGCGUGGGCCUGAGGAAGCAUCUACAGACUCUGCUGAUUUGGCUUUCUGGCAGUCUGGAAGUUGGAAGAGAGAUGAGUAG